GCCCACUUGUCACCUGCGUGCAGAACGGGCCGUGUGCACCAGGGGGUCUGGUCAUGGUGCGUCCGAUGCCUGGGCCCUCCCCGUGGCACCGCGCCUUCACGACGGGCCCGACAGCACCUGCAACGCUGCAAAAGCGGCAGCAGCCAGCAGAUGGCCGAACGGCCUGGGUACGGGACGGCAAGUUGCCGCGCGGGCGGUGGCGUCCUCGUCCCGUCAUCGUCAGGCGUCACUGCGUCAGUCACAUGGUUCCAUCACCAAAAUUCAUCGCCAAAGCGAAGCCAUGGCCCAAGGCGAGCAGCGCACGCGCGCGGUGGAUCGCCUCCCCAUCCCACGCCCACCAGGGCACCAGGCACCAACCCACGCACCCACCCGCGCGGACUCCCCCCUGCCCAGCGCCGCAGCGCCCCGCGCCCCUCGACCCCCCGCCCCCCUCCACUCUAGCUCUAGCCCGAAUGGCGGCGGAGGCCCAGGCCGAGAGCCCCGGGCCGGUGCCGCCUCCUCCCCCGGCGCGCGGGAGCUCCUCGGCUUCUCCCGAGAAGCGCGCGCUCCUUGUCCCGGGGGCCGACGACAUCGGCGGGGGCGGAGAGGAGGAGGAGGAAGAGCGGCGGCGGCUGCCGGACCCGAAGCGGCGGCGCGCGUGCGUCGCCGCGCUCGACAGCGUUCCCACGGCGGCGGCCGCGGAGGCGGAGGGAGCGGGCGUGCCCGGCUCGGGCGGCGACGCGGACGGCGGCGCGUCCUUCUCGUUCCAGCACGCCCGGGGCGGGUUCGUGGCGCUGGAGACCACGCCCAAGUUCGGCUCCUUCAACCCGCCGGGGGAAGACGCCGAGCUGGCGAACCUCGAUCUGAAGCCUGCGGAGGGCGGCGCCGGCGGGGAGGGUUCGCGGGAGGCUGACGGUGGAGCCCCCUCGGCGUCGGCUCGUGGGGCGGAGGGCAACGACGACAGCGCUCAGGUAGUUGGCGGCGGCGAAGUGGAUGGCCAAAACCAGACAUGAGCGGACGAGCGGUGGCUUGGUUUUGGACAUAGAAGUUGCUUCACUGUAGGCGGCCGAACAUAGAUUGCUUUGUUCGCCAGUGUGUUCCUACUUGGUUGCUCCUAGAUGAUUUCUAUGCAUGACCACUAUUUCUGUAAUGGAAAAAUAGGUAAAUUCUUCCUCGAACUUUUUGUUCGAGGGUCAA
Molecule: messenger RNA, 1176 nt
Organism: Setaria italica (foxtail millet)
Lineage: Eukaryota; Viridiplantae; Streptophyta; Magnoliopsida; Poales; Poaceae
Product: translation initiation factor IF-2-like
Exons: 1
Coding region: 54-992 (312 amino acids)
Source: RefSeq, a predicted model, not a curated record